AUGUCUAACUCUGAGCUCGCUACCUCCUACGCAGCCCUCAUCCUCGCUGAUGACGGCGUCGACAUCACUGCCGACAAGCUUCAAUCGCUCAUCAAGGCCGCAAAGAUCGAGGACGUCGAGCCCAUCUGGACCACCCUUUUCGCUAAGGCUCUUGAGGGCAAAGAUGUCAAGGACCUGCUCCUGAACGUCGGUUCAGGUGGCGGUGCUGCGCCCGCUGCUGGCGCCGCUGCCGGAGGUGCUGCUGCCGCUGGUGGUGACGCCGCACCUGCGGAAGAGGAGAAGGCCGAGGAAAAGGAGGAGUCAGACGACGACAUGGGCUUCGGUCUUUUCGACUAA
Molecule: messenger RNA, 336 nt
Organism: Plenodomus lingam JN3
Lineage: Eukaryota; Fungi; Ascomycota; Dothideomycetes; Pleosporales; Leptosphaeriaceae
Product: ribosomal protein P1
Biological process (GO): cytoplasmic translation; translational elongation
Cellular component (GO): ribosome; cytosolic large ribosomal subunit
Molecular function (GO): protein kinase activator activity; ribonucleoprotein complex binding; structural constituent of ribosome
Source: RefSeq, a predicted model, not a curated record